This is a messenger RNA of Linum tenue, 1687 nucleotides long. NCBI's taxonomy places the organism in Eukaryota, Viridiplantae, Streptophyta, Magnoliopsida, Malpighiales, Linaceae. The record is from the annotation of a GenBank genome assembly.
CAACACCAAACCUACUACUACUACUGCCAUAAUUACUAAAUGUCCAGCUCGCCGUCUCCCUUCCCAUUUCUCUAUUCCUUUUUGCUCAUACAUUUCCUCUUUCCCCACGCACUAUAUAUUCUACGUAUAUAAAUCGAGAUGCAACACUACAUUCUCAAACAAACGCUCACGCUUUCGUCUCGAAAGGUCGUUUCCGUGGUCGCUAAAAGCAAAUCAAUAUAUAUAGCGACGAAAAGAAAAAAAUAGCACAAAAUGGGUCGACCUCUUUCUGCUCCGUCUUCCUCCUUGGCGCCGUUGCUGUUCCUGACGGCGUUGCUAAUAAGCGUCGCCGUUAGUGGAGCAGCGGCGUCGAGGGCGACGAACGCCACCGUGCCGGCGAUCCUCAUAUUCGGCGACUCCAUCAUGGACACCGGGAACAACAACAACCUGGCCACCAUCAUCAAGUGCAACUUCCAGCCCUACGGCGUGGAUUUUAACGGCGGCCCCACCGGCAGGUUCUGCGACGGCAAGAUUCCCUCCGAUAUCAUCGCUGAACAAUUGGGAAUCAAAGGCAGCGUUCCUCCAUAUUUGGACCCAAGUCUCCAGCCCAAAGAUCUAUUAACUGGAGUCACCUUCGCUUCAGGAGGCGCUGGAUUCGACCCUAUAACCGCAAAACUAGUGGCAGUUGUGUCACUGAGCCAACAACUCCAAUACUUCCAAGAAUACAUCGCCAAGGUGAAAUCCAUUGUUGGGGAAGAGAGGGCAAACUUCAUCAUAGGUAACGCCUUGUAUCUAGUGGUUGCCGGAAGUGACGAUAUCGCAAACACAUACUUCACUCUUCGAGCGAGGAGCAACUACGAUAUCCCCGGUUAUACCGACCUCAUGUCCGAUUCUGCUUCGAAUUUUGUUCAGCAAAUAUACAAGUUGGGAGCCAGAAAGAUUGGGGUGUUCAGCGCGCCGCCGAUCGGGUGCGUGCCGUCGCAAAGGACUGCCGGCGGUGGACCUAUGAGGGCCUGCGCCGAUAACAGUAACCAAGCCGCCAUUCUUUUCAACUCCAAGCUGAAAUCAAAGUUGGACUCUCUUCACCAGAUGUUACCCAAUUCGAGAGUCGUCUACAUUGAUGUCUACUCUCCCUUGUUACAAAUCAUUCAAACCCCUACAAAAUACGGGUUCGAGAUUUCGGAGAAAGGAUGUUGUGGAACGGGAGCAGUCGAGGUGGCUAUAUUGUGCAACAAGUUCACUCCACCUUGUCCCAAUGUCAAUGCACAUGUAUUUUGGGACAGUUACCAUCCUACUGAGAAGACUUACAGGGUUCUAGUUACAGAACUGCUGGAUAAAUACUCGAGGGACUUAUUGGGUUGAUCCAGUUUUCAUAAAAAAAAUCAAGAGCUCGUCAUUAUUGUACCAUUAUCGAUACAGUCGAAAUUUUAUAUGUUUCUGGUUGUUGACUACAUGUUUGGUUUGUAACUCUUUUUUUAUUUUAAUUUUCUUUUCUUCUUCUUUUUGUUGGCUUGCAUAAAAAAAAACCCUUGUUAUGGGCUAUGAGUUGUUUGUGCCCGGCUGGCCGGAGAAUGUCAACACUACACGAUAAAAGAUCAAUGAAGCACAAAGCAAGAGUUUGUGCAUUGGUUGAUUGUUACAGUUAUUUAAACUAUUAUAUUUUGAAUUUUCACGGUUUCAAUGAAAAUGCAAGUUUAAUUUGAAUACA